Molecule: messenger RNA, 2217 nt
Organism: Egretta garzetta (little egret)
Lineage: Eukaryota; Metazoa; Chordata; Aves; Pelecaniformes; Ardeidae
Gene: DPP4
Product: dipeptidyl peptidase 4
Exons: 25
Coding region: 1-2217 (738 amino acids)
Biological process (GO): proteolysis
Molecular function (GO): dipeptidyl-peptidase activity; serine-type endopeptidase activity
Source: RefSeq, a predicted model, not a curated record
AUGAGCGUGUACGUCUCUGUUUUGCAAAGUACCCCUGAGCCCGAUUCACGAAAAACAUACACUCUACAAAAUUACUUGAACGAGGACUAUAAGUACAGAACAUAUAAGUUGGAGUGGAUUUCAGGAAAUCAGUAUCUUCACAAAACAGCUAAUGGGGACGUCCUACGUUUCAAUGCUGACAAUGGAACAUCCUCCGUAAUCUUGACAAAUACAACAUUAGAUGCAUCCAAGGCAACCACAGUUAUACUGUCUCCUGACCAAAAGUUUGCUCUUCUGCAGUACAGCUAUACAAAGUUGUGGAGGCAUUCCUAUACAGCUUCAUAUCGCAUCUAUGAUUUCAGUAGCAGUUCUGUCUUAGCUGAUGGACUACUACCUAAUGAUACACAAUAUAUAUCCUGGUCACCUGUUGGUCACAAACUGGCAUAUGUUUGGAAGAAUAAUGUUUAUAUAAAAGCUUCACCAACAGCAGAACCUGUGCAAAUCACUAGUAAUGGAGAAGAAAAUAAAAUUUUCAACGGAAUACCAGAUUGGGUCUAUGAAGAGGAAAUGUUUGGCACCCAUUCUGCUCUGUGGUGGUCUCCAAAUGGCAAUUUUGUGGCAUAUGCAAUGUUUGAUGAUACAGAAGUUCCUCUUAUAGAGUAUUCCUUUUAUUCUGAGGACACCUUGCAGUAUCCAAAGACCAUUAGAAUCCCAUAUCCCAAGGCAGGAGCUAAAAACCCAACUGUGCAAUUCUUUAUUGUGGAUACCAAAUCGCUUCCUGAUUCCCCCCCUGCUGAAAUAUCUCCACCUGCAGAAAUAAAAUCAGGGGAUCAUUAUUUGAGCGUCGUAACAUGGGUGACAGAUGAAAGGAUCUGUCUGCAGUGGCUCAGAAGAAUUCAGAAUUUUUCAGUCCUCACAGUCUGUGACUUUGCAAGUGCUAAUGGAAGUUGGUUGUGUCCACAGGAAAAACAACGUACGGAAGAAAGUAGAACUGGCUGGAUUGGCAGAUUUCAGCCAUCUGCCCCUCACUUUGCACCCGACAAUGCUACCUACUACAAAAUCUUCAGCAAUACAGAGGGUUACAAGCACAUCCAUUACAUAAAUGGUUCACAGGCUCCAGUACCUAUUACUAAAGGAAAAUGGGAAGUAAUCAGCAUAGAAGCUGUAACCAGUAACUUUUUAUACUACAUCAGCAAUGAAAACGGUGGAAAGCCAGGAGGAAGAAAUCUUUAUAAAGUACUCUUGGAAAGCAGUCCAAUUUCUACUAAAUGUGUUAGCUGUGAGCUGCAUCAAGAAAGAUGCCAGUAUUAUUCUGUGUCCUUCAGCAAAGACGCACAGUAUUACCAGCUAAAUUGUCGUGGUCCUGGCCUGCCCUUAUCUACUCUACACAGCAGCAGUGAUGAUCAAGUCCUCAGAUACUUGGAAAAUAACACUGAACUGGAAAAUUUAUUGAAAGAUAUUCAGAUGCCUUCAAAAACUGUUGCCUCCAUUCGUGUAGGUGAUUACAACCUGUGGUAUCAAAUGAUACUGCCUCCCCAUUUUGAUGCAUCAAAGAAGUACCCUCUGCUACUUGAUGUGUACGCAGGACCCUGCAGUCAGAAAGUAGAUUAUACCUUCCAGAUCAACUGGGCUACGUACCUUGCAAGCACCGAGGAGAUCAUUGUGGCCAGCUUUGAUGGCAGAGGAAGUGGAUACCAAGGGGAUGAAAUUAUGCAUGCAGUAAACCGAAGGCUGGGAACAUAUGAAGUGGAAGAUCAGAUAGCAGCAGCCAGACAAUUUUCUGAAAUGACCUUCGUUGAUAAGAAAAGAAUAGCUAUUUGGGGUUGGUCUUAUGGGGGAUAUGUGACCUCUAUGGUGCUUGGCUCUGGAAGCAGCGUGUUCAAGUGUGGAAUAGCGGUUGCCCCCGUGUCACGUUGGCAAUAUUAUGAUUCAAUAUACACGGAGCGAUACAUGGGCCUUCCUAUAGCAAGUGACAAUCUGCAAAACUAUAAUAAUUCAACAGUAAUGGCCAGAGCUGAAAAAUUCAAGGAAGUUGAGUAUCUCCUUAUUCAUGGAACAGCAGAUGAUAAUGUUCACUUCCAGCAAGCAGCACAGAUUUCCAAAGCUCUUGUUGAUGCUGAAGUAGAUUUUCAGGCAAUGUGGUAUACCGACAAAGACCACGCCAUCACCGGUCAAGCGCAUAAGCAUAUUUAUACCCACAUGAGCCAUUUCAUAAAACAGUGUUUCUCACUGCCCUAG